This is a messenger RNA of Dendronephthya gigantea, 538 nucleotides long. RefSeq lists its product as uncharacterized. The transcript is spliced from 2 exons. The record is from RefSeq and is a predicted model, not a curated record. NCBI's taxonomy places the organism in Eukaryota, Metazoa, Cnidaria, Anthozoa, Malacalcyonacea, Nephtheidae. The coding region runs from base 62 to 502 and encodes 146 amino acids.
AAUUGAUUUUAACCACAUCAUCAACCGUUCUACUGAAGAAGUUGACUUAAUUAAAAACGAAAUGGCCAGAGUUCUUGAAUUCUAUUCAGCAAGAGUAUCUGCACUUGCAACGUGGUCGGAAGAAUUAAGAAAAGAGCAAGAGAGUCCUGAGUCAACAGGACUAUUGGUGAUGGUACUGAGCGAGAAAGACACGCUUGACAUCGUGCUGCUGCAUCUGAAUUCUUUAUUUGCACCUUACAUGGAUGAACAUGCAGCAUUACCAGAAGACGAUGGAAUAUUUCUGACAUGUGAUGAGGCAGAUAAAUUCGAGAUGGAGUUAGACGAUGAUGCUGGAAAUGAAGAUAGAGAAAGCGAGCUAGAAGAAGAAAAUGUGCUAGAUAUUCUUGUCUCUGUACUGAAUGAAGAGUAUGGUACGGAUUACGAAUAUUCCGACGAAGAGAAGUCUGAUGAAGAAGAUGAGUUAAUAUCGAUAAAAGACUCAAUAUUGCAAAGUUUCAGCUAAUUUCACCAAGUUCUUAAUUGUUUUCCAAAAAUGCUG